This is a messenger RNA of Micropterus salmoides (largemouth bass), 2064 nucleotides long. RefSeq names its product sirtuin 3 (gene sirt3). The record is from RefSeq and is a predicted model, not a curated record. The transcript has 8 exons. Lineage: Eukaryota; Metazoa; Chordata; Actinopteri; Centrarchiformes; Centrarchidae. Gene Ontology annotation, molecular function: NAD+ binding. The coding region runs from base 260 to 1318 and encodes 352 amino acids.
AUCAAAAUAGGCGACCAAGCUUGGUAAGUUAGCUAACGGCCGAGCUGUUUUGUGUAGCUAAGUUAGGCUACAUCGUACAUUACGGUAACUUACUCCGCGUCAUAAGGUCAAAGGACUACUGCACACAUUUCUGCAGGCGGUCGUGAGUUUCCUAUUUUAUCUGAUUUUAUAAGUGAAAACGUUCGUGUCCGUGUUUAUGAAUCUGCUAAUCAUGCUCUAAAUAUCUGUGGGUAGUGCAGCUUGCAGUCACAGCUGUGUUAUGGCUCCUUUAGUGAGCUCCUCGUUAAUGUCACCUGUCAGACUUUGUUGUUUACAUCGCAGUUUGUGUUGGAGAUCCACCAGGACGCUCUCUGCAGCCGGCUUGGCUCAAAGGAGUUUAUUGUGUCCAUCUCAAGGUGCAGCAGCUCUGUGCAGACAAACAAACUCUCCCUGGUGGAAUGGGUCUCGGGGAUUUUCCUCCCGUGGUGACGGUGCAGCCGUGGAGCAGCAGACCCUGCAGGACAUGGCCAAGAGCAUCAGAGAGCAGCAGUACAAGAGGGUGGUGGUGAUGGCCGGAGCCGGGAUCAGCACGCCCAGUGGCAUCCCAGAUUUCAGGUCUCCCGGCAGCGGCCUCUAUGACAACCUGCAGCAGUAUGACCUGCCUUACGCCGAGGCCAUAUUCGAGAUAAACUUUUUCCAUCAAAACCCUAAUCCCUUCUUCGCCCUGGCCAAGGAGUUGUAUCCUGGGAACUAUCAGCCCAAUCUGACCCAUUAUUUUGUACAGUUGCUUCACAAGAAGGGUCAGCUUCUCCGGAUGUACACGCAGAACAUCGACGGGCUGGAGCGAUUGGCAGGGAUCCCUCCUGCGAUGUUGGUUGAGGCCCACGGUACAUUUGCCACCGCCACCUGCACCGUCUGUCUGAAGAGGUACGAGGGAGACGAGCUACGACCAGACGUGAUGAGCGGGACGGUCCCGAAGUGCUCCACCUGUAAGGGCGUGGUCAAGCCUGACAUCGUGUUUUUUGGAGAGGAGCUUCCGGUGCACUUCUUCAAGUACCUGACAGACUUCCCACUGGCAGACCUCCUCAUCGUCAUGGGCACCUCACUGGAGGUGGAGCCCUUCGCCAGUCUGGCAGGAGCUGUGCGCAGCUCUGUCCCCCGACUGCUCAUCAACAGGGACCUGGUGGGGCCGUUCGCCUGGAGUCGGCGGCCCAACGACGUCGUGCAGCUGGGUGACGUGGUCAGCGGUGUGCAAGCCCUGGUCGACGCCCUCGGCUGGACUCAGGAGCUGGACGCUCUGAUGGCGGCUCAGAAAAGGACAACAAAGACAGAAGAGUGACCAUUUCACCACAUCACGCUGGAGGUUUGAGCUUAUUCACUGCACUCAGUAACAAAAACAACAAAACUGUAGGAAUAAAUCCAGCUGAAUUUUGUGUGCACGGUUUUAUUGGGGUUAAUGUGCCAGUACUUGGAUUAUUGGUUAUGUCACUGGAAACUCACAGACUGGUCUGCUGCAAUGGAAAUGCAGUAUAACAGAAAUGCUUAUCUGUCAAAUAUCACUGAAAGGCAGGUAAGUGACUUGCAGUGAUAACGUUGCAAAUCAAACCAGGUGCUUUAUGUUGCAACAAAAAGAAAAUAGUUGCAGAAGGACAAUAGAAAAUCGUGUGCAUCAGUUUGACCAUGUUGACCUAAUAAUAAGAAAGAUGUACAAUAUUUUAAUGUAUUUAUUAGCCUGUAACUUCUUGUGUCAAACUUCUCUGUACGUUUGACAACCUUGAUGAUGGCCUUUAGGAUGAAGAAUCAGUCAUUUAAUCCUUUUGAAAUCACUGAAGAUCACUGGUUUAGUGGAAUUAAAAGUCAAAAGUCAAAUCUGUAUAUUUAAAUCAAGGGAAAUGCAUGAAAUGAAUGAAAAGAAUCUUGUUUUAGCUUUGUUUUUUCAUAACAGGCUCUCAAAUGCCAAAACAUCAGAGGACUGAGUUGAUCAUUGCCUUGUUGUAAUUUUCAGUUUUAUGUUUAUCAAAACAAGCUCAAGUUUCAUAUUGAACUGUCAGCGGUGCUGCAUUAAAACCCGUUGGGUAAACAUUG